AUGGCUGAUCUAUCAUCCGGCUGUGUGGUCUCUCUCACGGACGGCAGGCAGGCCACCGUUCGGUAUAUUGGAGCUACGCACUUCGCCGGCGGCGAAUGGAUUGGAGUCGAAUUGGACGAUGCUACCGGCAAGAAUGAUGGAUCCGUGCAAGGAGAGCGCUAUUUCGAUUGUGAAGCUGGCUUUGGGAUGUUCGUUCGGCCAUCUGCUGUCGCCACAGUCAUCGAACAGCCCGCCCGAACUGCGAAGCCAGCACCAAAACCAACCCCCCCGGCAGGCAGAGGUCGAGCCCAAAGUGGUAUAUCUACAGGCGCAGGAUUUAAAAAGCCCGGUUCUAUAUCAUCCUCGAAUAACAAACGCCAUAGCGCCGGCCCUUCCAGUCCGACACCUGGCCCGAAAGGCGUCGCGCAGCGGUUCUCCCUGAAAUCUCCCGCCAAGUCGCCCACAAAGCAGCUAUCGACCUCCUCCACUCCUCUCUCUAGCCGUUCGUCAAUUAGCGGCCCACCGCGACCAUCUGCCGUCGCACCGAAAGCCCGCGCUACAGGCACCAAGACUUCUAUGGGCCCCCCACCUCCCUCGGCCGCAUCUCGUGCCUCCCGGGCAUCUAUACAGGGACCUACAAGAAAAGCGAGUAGACAAAGUCUCCAAGGCCCUCCGGGAUCGUCAACUUCAGCGCUAUCGAAACGCCCGGUUUUAAGGCCAACAGCCCCUAAUAGAGCUUCGGAGGAAGUAGAGGACAGUGGGGCCCAACCAUCAGAUCCAGAUCUUGAUUCUCAAGAUGCCGAGGGUGAUGUUGGCGAUACCGGGGAGUCGGUCCCCAAAGUGUCUAGGCCUACACCAGGCGCCUUGCGAAACAGUUCUACCCGACCAGGACCCGUUCCAUCCUCCUCGCAGCGGUCAGCUCAGAGCAGCGCAGUAGUUAGGGAGCUCGACGAACUGAAAACCAAAUUGAAGGUGAUGGAGAAGAAACGAUCCGACGACCGAGAGAAGUUGAAGGCUUUGGAGAACUUGCAGUCAGAUCGGGACAAGUUCGAGGGUAUCAUCCAAAAGUUGCAGGCAAAGUAUCAGCCACAGCAGCUUGAAAUAACUGAUUUGCGCAAGAAACUAAGAGAUACGGAAGCGAGACUGGAAGAAGUCGAACGACUCCAGGCAGAACAUGAGUCGCUAAUGGAAAUGGCGACUCUUGACCGUGAAAUGGCAGAGGAAACAGCCGAUGCCUUCAAGCAUGAGUGUGAAACACUAAGAAUAAAAGUCGAAGAACUCCAGUUAGAGGCCGAAGUCUUGCGUGAAGAGAACGAGGAACUUGGACAGGUCAUGAGCCCAGAGGAGAAGUCCAGUCAUGGAUGGUUACAAAUGGAGAAGACCAAUGAACGACUUCGCGAAGCCUUGAUCCGUCUUCGUGAUAUGACCCAACAGCAAGAGGCGGAGCUAAAGGACCAGAUCAAGGAACUCCAGCAGGACCUGGAGGACUAUGCAGCGAUUAAGUCCCAGUAUGAGUCUACCAAGGAGAAGCUGCUUGUAUCGCAAAACAACGUCGAAGAUCUCAAACAGCAGCUCGAGACAGCCCUCGGUGCCGAGGAGAUGAUCGAAGAGUUGGCCGAUAAAAAUAUGCGCUAUCAGGAAGAGAUCAACGAGCUCACUGCCGCAAUUGAAGACUUGGAGGCGUUGAAGGAAAUCAACGAUGAACUGGAGUGGAACCACAUUGAGACGGAGAAACAGUUACAAGAGGAGAUUGACUACCGUGAUACCCUUUUCACUGAACAGACUCGAAAGAUUUCUCAGCAAGACGAAGCUAUAGAAGAUUUGGAAUACACGCUGGUUCGCUUCCGAGAACUUGUCUCUACAUUACAAGCAGACCUGGAAGAUAUGCGGGCUUCUCAGCAGAUCUCGGAAGCGGAGGCCACGGAUCUUACAGCGCGCUCUCGAGCUAUGAUGGAUCUAAAUUUGAAGUUGCAGGCCUCAGUUGCAAAAGCACAAACAAAAACAAUCGAUAUCGAACUCAGUCGGAUGGAUGCCGAGGAAGCUGUUCAGCAUUUGUCUAUUCUAAAACUUUAUCUUCCUGAAUAUUUUGAGAGUGAGCGCAACUCUGUUCUUGCCCUCCUACGGUUCAAACGCGUUUGCUUCAAGGCCUCCCUCAUGAAUAACACCAUCCGAGAGAUAAUAUCUGAGCAAGCGUCGGUAUCCCCUGCGUUAGAAGAUGUCUUCACCGCUCAUGACGUUCUCGAAAAACUUCUCUGGAUAGCUUCCCUUUGCGAGCGGUUUGUGAACUACAUCAAUAGCUGCCCGGCAGAGAGCUUUGGAAGUGUCCAAGGCGCAUUAUUCGAGCUCGAACCAGUGGAACGCGCGCUCAACUUCUGGCUCGAAAGCUUGAAGAAGAAUGAGAUGAACAUGAAGAAGUGUGCUGUGGAACUACAAAGAUCGAUCGCUCUACUAUCACACCUUGCUGAGACUCUUAUUCCUGCUUCGCUUGAGGCUUUUGCUGACGAACUCUGCAUGCAAUCGAUACUAACACAGUCGUACAUCGAUCAUACUGCCUCAUCCAUGUCACGGCUUCUUGCUGUGCUCCAAUCAAAACUUUUAAUUCCAGAGGGUGGUGAUGAGGAAGCCACAUUCCUUUUCAGCAAGAUCGAGAGCUUUGUAUCCCAAGCACGGGGCUUGAAAGUUUUCAUGGGGAAAAUCUAUCGAUCUGUUGAUGAGUUGCGGUCAAGAUCUCUUGCUCUUUCACACGACGUUUCCGGAUCUUUCAAGCAGGCAGAAGAAGCAUCUAAAGAUCUUUCAAGCUUAACUCGACAGCUAGGAGAAAACAUGGUACUACUAGUCAUUGAUGACAGCCGCACGGAACCCAUUUCCUUGGGUGAGGCUUUAAGCCACAUGGCCCAGAUCUCAGCGCUCUACGCCCAGUCCUCGGGUUCUGGAAGCGAUAACAGUGAUGCUAUGACCUACCUCUUCACCAUGCUGCGCAGUCUAGGCGGUACUCUAGAAGAACUGGGUUCUAUUGCGUCAGAUCUAUCCAUAACGUCUGAGUUCGAGAAACACUCGGCUCCCUGGAUUGCAAGAUCGGAAGAGCUCAAGUCCAACAAGACAAUCUCUCCGGAUGCAGAUGAAGAAAUCCGUCGCUUGAAAAACGAGCUCCAUGAAGCAUCGACAGCCUUGGGAGUCAAGGACAAGACUAUUGAAGAGCAAACCAUCAAAGUCGAGCUCGUCGAAUCACGCAUGCGUGAAGCAAGCAAAAAGGCUGCUGCUGUAAAGGAGCUGGAAACCAAGAUCGAAGAGAUGAAGACAAAGGAGUCAGAUCUGGAAGCCGUUGUGGAAAAGCAACACAAAAGCUUUCAAGCCCUCGAGGCGGAACGCGAUGACAUCAAAUCUCGGCUUGAUAGAGUCAAACGAGUCUCUGGAACUCCCGGAGCAGCUGCAACUGACGGUGUCGUUGUCGACAGCGCUGUUUCCCUGGCCACCAUGCGGGAGAACGAAGCACUCCGCGCCGAAGUGGAGAGCCUCCAAGCCGCCGUACGCUUCCUCCGCGAAGAGAACCGGCGCUCCAGCAUCCUCGACCCAUACUCCGUCCAACGGUCUACAGAAAUGUACUCGUGGCUUGAAGCACCACUCACGCAAACACCCAACCCCCAACGGGAAAAGAUCCAACAAACCGCCUCCGAAAGCCGAGACAUCCUCACACACCUCCUCAAGCUCACGCAGGAAUCCAACAUCUGCGACCUCAAGUCCACAUCCGCAUCAGCAGAAAACCGUACCGCGUGGCGCCCAGCAAAGACCAAACCCCGCUACCAAGUUCUCCAACAACGCGAGAAUUUCGAGCGUUGGGCUGAAUGGCGCGACGACAUCGUCGCCCACGAACGAGAACAGGAUCGGGUCGUGGCUGCGAAAAAGGAACGACUUUCUCGUCAUCGAGUUACGGAACAUACCUCACAUAACUCCUCCGUCUUUGCUACUGGGUUUUCUCAAGGCAUGGGACACGGAGUGAUUGGUCGAGCGUGGCAAAUGCUCGGCAUGGAGCAGGACGGCCGCAAAGCUACCGAGAAGCCUGUUACAGAACCUGCUAUUGCACCGACGUUCUAA
Messenger RNA from Aspergillus ochraceoroseus IBT 24754, 4071 nucleotides. Its product is annotated as putative dynactin. NCBI's taxonomy places the organism in Eukaryota, Fungi, Ascomycota, Eurotiomycetes, Eurotiales, Aspergillaceae. The coding region runs from base 1 to 4071 and encodes 1356 amino acids. Gene Ontology annotation, cellular component: spindle; cell tip; microtubule associated complex. The record is from RefSeq and is a predicted model, not a curated record. The transcript has 2 exons. Gene Ontology annotation, biological process: establishment of mitotic spindle orientation; nuclear migration involved in conjugation with cellular fusion.